Molecule: messenger RNA, 2486 nt
Organism: Marmota flaviventris (yellow-bellied marmot)
Lineage: Eukaryota; Metazoa; Chordata; Mammalia; Rodentia; Sciuridae
Gene: Znf408
Product: zinc finger protein 408
Biological process (GO): regulation of gene expression
Cellular component (GO): nucleus
Molecular function (GO): protein binding
Source: RefSeq, a predicted model, not a curated record
GCCCGGUCUAAACAUGGCCUUCCCUGGAGCCCCGUCCACUUCCCCGCACUGCCCGCCGAAAUCCCUGCCUCGGGGAGGGACAACGUAACUGUCCGACUCGUGGCUCCCCCGUUUCCGCAAGGAGGGUGAUAGAACGCAUUAGUUCCGCUUAUCCAGAUACUCGAAUCCCUGGUGGGCCUCCAGAACCCUAGAGGAAAUUUGGAAGUCCCUGACUGUUUCCGGGAGGAGUUGAAAUGAGGACGCUCACUUCCGGCGGAGGGAGGUAUUUUCAUCUGGGAUGGAGGAGGAGGAAGCGCCGCACUUGAAUGGGGAGACUCUGCUGCCGGCCCCGGAACCGCGCCUGGACCCGGAGUCGGGAUGGAGCCCAUUGGAAGAUUGUGCUCAGUGCCUCAAAGACCGCCCGCCUUGGGGGAGCCGGGCCAUUCUCGCUCUAAAGAGCCUUCCCCGGGGCUUGGCCGUGGGUCCCUCACUCGCUCAGGAACAGCGUUUGGGGGUCUGGUGUGUCGGGGAACCCCUACAGCCAGGACUGCACUGGGACCCUCUGGAAGAAAAGGCUGUCUCCGAGAAGGGCGAGGAAGUGAAACGACAGCAGAAGGACCUGUCACUAGACCCAUGGGGGGCAGUGUGUGCCUGUGAGCAGAGUUCAGGCUGGACCAGUUUGGUGCAGCGGGGCAGGCUGGAGAGUGAGGGAAACGUGGCCCCAGUUCAGAUCAACGAGAGGCUUCACCUGCAGGUGUACCGGGUUGUGCUGCCAGGCUUUGAACUGCUACUGUGGCCCUGGCCUCCCUCAGAUGGCCAAAGCCCCACACAGCCCAGGCUAGAGGAGGCGGCAGCUGUGGAGGUGGUGGCAGAAGAAGAGUCUGAUUUACAACAACAAGUGGCCUCCCCUGGAGAGGAUGCAGCAGACCCUUGCACAGAUCUUGGUCACCAGUCACAGCACAGCAUCCAGACAGAGAAUGUGGUGAACUCUGAGCCUAAGUCCGAAGCCCAGGAUCAGCCUUCCAAGAAUACCCAGCCUCUUGGCCCGUUGCUUCAGGAUGGCAGUGUGGAUAGUGUGGAUGAGGAGUGCCUGCUCCAGGCACAGAUGCCACCUGAAACUCAGAGCAGCUUGGCCACCCAGCAGGGCACAGAGAGCAGUGAACCUGAAUCUCAGAGAGGCUCCACUGCCCAGGUAGACUCAGAGGACUGUGAAGCCAGUUCAUUACCUUCUGCCAGGGGCACCCAGCUGCAUGCCUGCCUGGCCAAGAAGUUAUGUGGCCCCAAUGAUCAGUGCGCCCCCAGAGCAAAGACCUCAGAGCCCGGGGCCCAGCAUUUCCCUGUACUCUUAUGGAGCCCUGCUGGAAAUGCCCCAAAGCAGGGGCGACGGUACCGGUGUGGGGAGUGUGGAAAGGCAUUCCUGCAACUGUGCCAUCUAAAGAAGCACGCCUUCGUGCACACAGGCCACAAGCCCUUCCUGUGUACCGAGUGUGGCAAGAGCUACAGUUCAGAGGAAAGCUUCAAAGCCCACGUGCUGGGCCACCGUGGGGUGCGGCCCUUCCCCUGUCCACAGUGUGACAAGGCCUAUGGCACCCGGCGAGACCUCAGAGAACACCAGGUGGUACAUUCUGGUGCCCGGCCCUUUGCAUGUGACCAGUGUGGCAAAGCCUUCGCCCGCCGGCCCUCCCUGCGACUGCAUCGCAAGACCCACCAGGUGCCAGCUGCCCCUGCCCCAUGCCCAUGCCCUGUUUGUGGGCGGCUCCUGGCCAAUCAGGGUUCUCUGCGGAACCACAUGAGGCUCCACACAGGGGAAAAGCCCUUCCUGUGCCCACACUGUGGCCGGGCGUUCCGACAGCGGGGCAACCUGCAUGGGCACUUGCGGCUGCACACCGGGGAGCGCCCCUAUCGCUGCCCGCACUGUGCGGAUGCCUUCCCCCAGCUGCCUGAACUGCGGCGCCACCUCAUCUCCCACACUGGGGAGGCACACCUCUGCCCCGUGUGCGGAAAGGCCCUCCGAGACCCGCAUACCCUUCGUGCCCAUGAGCGCCUGCACUCAGGGGAGAGGCCCUUCCCAUGUCCCCAAUGUGGCCGUGCUUACACACUGGCCACCAAGCUGCGGCGCCACCUCAAAUCCCACCUGGCAGACAAACCCUACCGCUGUCCCACCUGUGGCAUGGGCUACACCCUUCCCCAAAGCCUCAAGCGGCACCAGCUUAGUCAUCAGCCUGGGCCACCCUCCAAUCCCCCCUCUGUACCUCCUGCUGCUUCUGAGCCCACCAUGGUGCUCCUGCAGACUGAGCCAGAGCUCCUGGACACGCGCAGCCCAAGUGAAGCAUCUCCAACCAGGGAUGUUGUUGAGGUCACCAUUUCAGAGAGCCAGGACCCUAGCCCCAACCUGGUGCUAAUCCAUAAGGACAUGGGCUUUAGUGCCUGGGCAGAGGUAGUGGAGGUAGAGACAGGCACCUGACACGUGGGCCUUCUCACAGCUCUCCAUAAAGUCUGUAGCUCUA